AACACACAAAACAUGUGACAACAGAGAGGUAUGUCAGGUUAAGCGACCGUAUGACGCAGCGUUUUUACAGCAACAGCUGGAGUUAAGCUAUAUCCGGUAACAGGUGUAUUUCAGAAUUUAGCUGUCACUUUUAUCAAUACGAACAGGAUAGAAUAGGCUUGGAGUAUCAAGGCUAAUAAGCAAGAUGAAUGUAAGAAGAGUCGUUAAAACCGUCCUCAGUGUGGAGCAGGCUGAGGGUGUAGGCGCUCGUGUGCGCAGGAGUGUCGGGAGAAAGGAUCUUAAGAAUUUAGACCCCUUUCUGAUGUUAGAUGAAUUCCGUGUAAGCAAACCUGCCGGUUUUCCCGAUCAUCCACACAGAGGAUUCGAAACCGUCACUUAUCUCCUGAACGGCACUUCAGCGCAUGAGGACUUCUGUGGCCACUAUGGGAAACUGGAGGCAGGUGACCUCCAGUGGAUGACCGCUGGGCGAGGGGUGGUCCAUGCCGAGAUGCCCAUAUCCGAAGAGCCCAUCCACGGCCUUCAACUCUGGGUGAAUCUAAAGAGGGACCACAAGAUGGUGGAGCCGCAGUACCAGGAGUUGAAAGCAUGUGACAUUCUCAGGCCCAGCAGAGAUGGCGUCACAGUGGCCGUCAUCUCAGGGGAGGCUCUGGGAGCGAAGUCCAAGGUCUACACGCGCACGCCCACCAUCUAUCUUGAUUUCAAGCUAAAGCAAGGCGCGCAGCAUGUGCAGCCAAUACCCACAGGAUGGACAGCCUUUAUCUACACCCUCGCAGGGUCAGUGUGUGUUGGUCCAACUGUAGACCAGCGGCGAAUAGACCCCCAUCACACAGCGGUACUUGAAGAUGGAGAUUUCAUUCAAGUAGAGAAUAAGGCAACAGAGGACUCCCAUUUUAUACUGAUUGCUGGAGAACCCAUCCAUGAACCAGUGGUUCAACAUGGUCCGUUCGUCAUGAACACUGAGGAGGAGAUCACACAAGCUAUCAGAGACUAUCAAACGAAAACCAACGGAUUUGAGAAGGCAAAGGCCUGGCAAUCAAAAAUUGCUCAGUAAUUGCUUUAUUCCCUGCAAUGAGCACUCUAAAACGUCUGUGUAACCCUGCUGUGGGAUUUUAAAGUGUGUGUAUACUGCUGUCAUCUCUCAAGCAUUAAAAUAUUUAUCAGAA
Messenger RNA from Alosa alosa (allis shad), 1163 nucleotides. RefSeq names its product pirin (gene pir). Gene Ontology annotation, molecular function: quercetin 2,3-dioxygenase activity. Gene Ontology annotation, biological process: monocyte differentiation. Gene Ontology annotation, cellular component: nucleus. Bases 185 to 1051 code for a protein of 288 amino acids. The record is from RefSeq and is a predicted model, not a curated record. NCBI's taxonomy places the organism in Eukaryota, Metazoa, Chordata, Actinopteri, Clupeiformes, Clupeidae. The transcript is spliced from 9 exons.